CCAGCGGCGCCCUCCCUCCCUCCCUCCCUCGGUUCGCCCGUCCGUCCGGCUCUCCGCGCCCGCACUCCGCCGCCCGCCUCCCGCCCGCCGCCAUGACGGAGCAGGCCAUCUCGUUUGCCAAGGACUUCCUGGCCGGAGGCAUCGCCGCCGCCAUCUCCAAGACGGCCGUGGCCCCCAUCGAGCGGGUCAAGCUGCUGCUGCAGGUGCAGCACGCCAGCAAGCAGAUCGCCGCUGACAAGCAGUAUAAGGGCAUCGUGGACUGCAUUGUGCGCAUCCCCAAGGAGCAGGGCGUGCUGUCCUUCUGGAGGGGCAACCUGGCCAACGUGAUCCGCUACUUCCCCACGCAGGCCCUCAACUUUGCGUUCAAGGAUAAGUAUAAGCAGAUCUUCCUGGGGGGCGUGGACAAGCACACGCAGUUCUGGAGGUACUUUGCCGGCAACCUGGCCUCAGGCGGGGCCGCGGGCGCCACCUCCCUCUGCUUCGUGUACCCGCUGGAUUUCGCCAGAACCCGUCUGGCAGCCGACGUCGGCAAGUCGGGCACUGAGCGGGAGUUCAAGGGCCUUGGAGACUGCCUGGUGAAGAUCACCAAGUCCGACGGCAUCCGGGGCCUCUACCAGGGCUUCAACGUGUCCGUGCAGGGCAUCAUCAUCUACCGGGCGGCCUACUUCGGCGUCUACGACACGGCCAAGGGCAUGCUCCCAGACCCCAAGAACACGCACAUCGUGGUGAGCUGGAUGAUCGCCCAGACCGUGACGGCCGUGGCCGGCGUGGUCUCCUACCCCUUCGACACUGUGCGGCGGCGGAUGAUGAUGCAGUCCGGGCGCAAAGGAGCCGACAUCAUGUACAAGGGGACCGUCGACUGCUGGCGGAAGAUCUUCAAAGAUGAAGGGGGCAAAGCCUUCUUCAAGGGCGCAUGGUCCAACGUCCUGAGGGGCAUGGGGGGCGCCUUCGUGCUGGUUCUGUACGACGAGCUGAAGAAAGUCAUCUAGACAUUCCUCCUCCAGACACGGGGGCCAAGGGAAUCACGUAGAAUCCUUUUAACUGUUACGGACCAUUGAUCUUCGAGAAAUUCCAGUGUCCUUGUCCCGGCCAGAUCACGUAGAAAGGGCUGGGGAAGGUUCCAAAGGGGGCUCAUUGUGAUCGAUCAUCGGCACCAGGUUCCAUGUUUUGAUUCCGGGGGGAGGGCAAUCAUGACGUCUUCGUGGGUCCACGGGCUGGCAGCUCCGCCGCUCAGACCAUAGAGUCCAGGUGCUUGUGGGACCCGGGUUGUGUUUAAGUAUUUAUUUAAAAAAAAGAAUCAUGUCUCCAUUUGUACUUAAGCACUGUUCUCUUUUGCACAGCCGAAUAUUUGCAAUUAAUGUUCCAUGUCGGGCAUUCUGCUGCAAAACCAUAAAAACUGGGACACCGA
This is a messenger RNA of Nyctereutes procyonoides (raccoon dog), 1408 nucleotides long. It is a transcript of the gene SLC25A6, whose product is annotated as solute carrier family 25 member 6. Gene Ontology annotation, cellular component: mitochondrial inner membrane. The coding region runs from base 93 to 989 and encodes 298 amino acids. The transcript is spliced from 4 exons. Gene Ontology annotation, molecular function: ATP:ADP antiporter activity. The record is from RefSeq and is a predicted model, not a curated record. Gene Ontology annotation, biological process: mitochondrial ATP transmembrane transport; mitochondrial ADP transmembrane transport. Lineage: Eukaryota; Metazoa; Chordata; Mammalia; Carnivora; Canidae.